Lindgomyces ingoldianus is the source of this 1912-nucleotide messenger RNA. Its product is annotated as phenol 2-monooxygenase-like protein. The transcript has 5 exons. NCBI's taxonomy places the organism in Eukaryota, Fungi, Ascomycota, Dothideomycetes, Pleosporales, Lindgomycetaceae. The record is from RefSeq and is a predicted model, not a curated record. Gene Ontology annotation, molecular function: FAD binding. The coding region runs from base 125 to 1912 and encodes 595 amino acids.
CAAUUGGUCCAUUUUGCCUAAUUCCUUCGUCUCCCUUAGUCGAUUCCUUCAAGAUACUCUACCCCCAAGUAACUAGACUUCUUAUUCCUUCACUUCCUUCACAUCGUCCUCCCCAAAUCUCGCCAUGACGAGAAAAGCCAACGUCCUAAUCUGCGGCUCUGGCUCCGCAGGCAUCAGUGCUGGCGUCUGGCUCUCGCGGUACGGGAUCCCAUGUACGAUCCUCGAGCGACGACGUGGUCCCAUGCAAAUCGGGCAAGCAGACGGCGUCCAAUGCCGAACAGUAGAAAUCUACGAAUCCUUCGGCAUCGCGGAAGAGCUAUUGCGGGAAUCGUAUCACGUGUUGGAAGUGGCGUUUUGGGCGCCGGAUGGCAACGGCGGGAUAUUCAGGCAGAGUAGGACGGCGGACACAAUGCCUGGGUUGAGUCACAUGCCGCAUGUUAUUUUGAAUCAGGCGAGGAUGAAUGGGUUGAUGUUGGGGGCUAUGGAUAGGUUUAGUGAUGGGGAACAGGGGAUUGAGUAUGGGGUUGAGGUUAAGAGUGUCCAGGUUGAUGAAAGUAAAGUGGGGGACCCCGAGGCGCAUUGUGUGAAGGUUGUUGCGGAGAAGAAUGGACGACAGGAAGUUUUUGAGGCAAAGUAUGUUUUGGGCUGUGACGGCGCCCACAGCAUCGUCCGCAAGUCCCUUGGAUACAAUAUGAUAGGCGACACGACCGACACUGUCUGGGGUGUCAUGGACGUCUUCCCUCGGACAAACUUUCCCGACAUCAGACGAAAAUCUACACUCCACUCCCCCUCUGGCAAUCUCCUCAUCAUCCCACGAGAAGGCGGCUCCAUGGUCCGCUUCUACAUUCAACUCCCGCCCGGCUCUAUCCCCAAGGAUAUCAAACUUGAAGAUCUACAAUCCACAGCCCGGAAGAUCUUCCACCCUUACACCAUGGACAUUGCCGAGACUUUCUGGUGGAGCGCCUACAGCAUCGGGCAGCGUCUCGCAGAUAAUUUCCAUAAAAACUAUCGAGUUUUUCUAACAGGGGAUGCAUGCCAUACACAUUCCCCAAAAGCCGGCCAAGGGAUGAACGUCUCUCUACAAGACGGCUACAACAUCGGCUGGAAACUCGGCAUGAUUCUCUCCGGUCAAGCUCCGCACUCUCUCCUCCACACAUAUGUCCUCGAGCGUGCAAAAGUCGCGAAAGAUCUCAUCGACUUUGAUAGAGAGUUUGCACGGAUGUUUAGCGCGAAGGAAGGCAGUCCCGAAGAAUUCAGGAGGUAUUUUAUCAAGGCGGGACGAUAUACCGCAGGCUUGACGGCACGGUAUGAGGAUUCAGAGGUUACGGAUUUGAAGGGUAGUAGGCAGGAAGUAGCGAGGGGCAUUGUAGUUGGUAUGCGGUUUCCGAGUGCGCAAGUUGUGAGGUUUUGUGAUUGUAAGGCCAUGCAGUUGAUGAGGGGGUUGACGUCGGAUGGGAGGUGGAGAAUAUUAGUGUUUGCAGGGGAUAUUACGGUUGAAAGGGACAGGAAGAGAUUGGAGGAGCUUGCGGAUUUUCUAGCGAGAAUGACGUGGGGAUAUACUCUCCCGACUGCUGAUAUUGACAGCCUUAUCGAACCAGUUCUUGUCCUGAGAACGAAGUUUGCGGAGACAGAGCAAGAGCGGAUCCAUGGCUACUUCUGGCCUGUGACUGGCAAGUGGAGGAUGAGAGAUCUACAUAAAGUUUACAUCGACGACGAACACUACAACUCUGGACAUGGCCACGCAUAUGAGAAGUACGAAGUCGAUCCUGCAGUGGGCGCGGUGGUGAUUGUGCGGCCAGAUCAAUAUGUUGCGAAAGUGACGACAAUGGAUGACUUUGAGGGAAUUACUGGGUUCUUUAAGGGCUUUAUGAUCAAGAGAGAAGGGAGGAAUGAGAUAAGUGGAAAACUUUGA